This is a messenger RNA of Elephantulus edwardii (Cape elephant shrew), 1359 nucleotides long. RefSeq names its product chromogranin A (parathyroid secretory protein 1) (gene CHGA). Bases 1 to 1359 code for a protein of 452 amino acids. The record is from RefSeq and is a predicted model, not a curated record. Lineage: Eukaryota; Metazoa; Chordata; Mammalia; Macroscelidea; Macroscelididae. Gene Ontology annotation, biological process: negative regulation of insulin secretion; negative regulation of catecholamine secretion; defense response to bacterium. Gene Ontology annotation, cellular component: chromaffin granule. The transcript has 8 exons.
AUGCGCUCCGCCACUGUCUUGGCGCUGCUGCUGUGCGCCGGGCAAGCUGUUGCCCUCCCGGUGAACAGCCCGAUGAGUAAAGGGGAUACUGAGGUGAUGAGGUGUAUUGUUGAGGUCAUCUCUGACACGCUCUCCAAGCCCAGCCCCAUGCCUGUCAGCCAAGAGUGUUUUGAGACCCUGCGAGGAGAUGCCCGGAUCCUCUCCAUCCUGCGACACCAAAACUUGCUGAAGGAGCUCCAAGACCUUGCUCUCCAAGGCGCCAAGGAGAGGGCACACCAGCAGAAGAAACACAGCGACUUCGAGGAUGAACUCUCUGAAGUUCUUGAGAAGCAGACUGAGAAGAACAAGCUGCAAGAGGUGAUGGAGGAGGCAUCGUACAAGGAUACUGUGGAGAAAAGGGGUGAUUCUAAGGAGGCAGAGGACCAUGAUGAAGACAUAGAAGACUCUGGGACCCAGGGAUCCCCACCACCCGUGCAGGGGUCCGAGAUGGAGACCCACCAGGCCCCCGGUGAAGAGGAGAUUGCAAAUAGUCACCACCCUGGCAGCCCUCCUGACCAGAAACACCCAGGCCCACAGGUUGAGGGGGUCGCUGAAACCCCCCCACGGGCUCUGGUGGACACAGAGGAUGUAGAUGCAGGGCAAGGGCUGCAGGCAAAGAAGGAGAAAGAGGAGGAGGAGGAGGAGGAGGAAGAGGAUGUGGGAGAGAAGGCGGAAGCUGCAGAGAAAUCUGCCUCUGAGGAAGAAGCCCCCACUGCUGCACUGAACCCCCAUCUCGACUCUAAGGAGAUCAGGAAUAACAAAGGUCAGUCUGAAGCCCUGGCCACGGAGGAAGCCAGGAAGAUGGGGUCUGAGGAGGCACAGCCCCCCGAGGGGAAGGAGGGACAGGAAUAUUCCCAGGAGGAGGAGGGGAUGGCAGGAGCCCCUGAAAGUCCCUUUCGGGACGGGAAGGAUGUGGAGCCUGAGGAAGAGGAGGGAGAGCUCUCCAAGGAGUGGGACGAUGCCAAACGAUGGAGCAAGAUGGACCAGCUGGCCAAGGAGCUGACAGCCGAGAAGCGGCUGGCGGGAGAGGACACGGAGGACGACGACCCCGACCGCUCCAUGAAGCUGCCCUUCCGGACCCGGACCUAUGGCUUCAGGGGUCCCGGGCCCCAGAUCCGACGGGGCUGGAGGCCGUCUUCCGAGGAGGACAGCGUUGAGGCGGGCCUGCCCCUUCCGGGACGUGGCUACCCAGAGGAGAAGAAGGACGAGGAGGGCAGUGCCAACCGCAGACCAGAGGACCAGGAGCUGGAGAGCCUAUCAGUCAUCGAGGCCGAGCUGGAGAAGGUGGCCCACCAGCUGCAGGCGCUGCGGCGGGGCUGA